AUGAGUAAGGCAUAUAACCUAGUGGAAUGGUGGUUUUUGGAGGCAGUGAUAAGGAAAAUGGGGUUUGAUGAGAGAUGGAUCCGUUUGGUGAUGAUGUGUGUCUCUUUAGUCCAUUAUGCGAUUUUGAUCAAUAGGGAACCUUGUGGACAUAUCACUCCUACGAGGGGUCUUAGGCAAGGAGAUCUUAUUUCUCCCUAUCUUUUUCUCAUAUGUGCUGAGGCAUUGAGUUCCAUGGUGACCAAGGGGAAUAGGGAUGAGCUCUUAUCUAGGGUGCCCACUUCUAAAAAAGGACCCAAGAUUAGCCAUCUAUUUUUUGCAGAUGACAAUUUGUUGUUUUGCAGGACUACUCUUGCCCAACGAAGUAAUUUGUCGGCCAUUCUACAAAUUUAUGAGGAGGCAUCGGGGCAAAAAAUGAACAACAACAAGACUUCAAUUUUUUUCAGCAGAAAUACUCCUGUGGGUGAAAAGGAGACUAUUCUUGAAUUUGCAGGGAUUCUAGCUACUUCUAGAUAUGAAAAGUAUUUGGGAUUGCCAGCUCUGGUGGGUUGUUCUAGAGUGAAAGCUUUUAAGAGUAUAACAGAAAGGGUGUGGAAACGACUUCAAGAUUGGAAGUUACGAUUCCUUUCCCAGGCUGGGAAGGAAAUACUCUUGAAAGCAGUAAUCCAAGCUAUCCCUUCGUAUUGUAUGAGUAUAUUCCUCCUUCCAAAAUCUUUGUGUUCCGAGCUCAAUUCCCUUAUGACAAGGUUUUGGUGGGGCCAUAAGGAGAAAGAUAGAAAAAUUGCAUGGUUGAGUUGGAGCAAAAUGGGGGUUCCCAAGGAUGUUUGGAGUGGGGGAUGUAGUAAAUUCCAAAAAAGCUCCUAUGAUGACCCAGACUUCUUGUGGGUUGUAGAAGGAAUGUUGGAAAAAUGUGACGAGGAGGAAUUCCAAGUUUUUGUGGUUAUAGUAAGAAGGCUUUGGCUAAGGCGUAAUGACUUCAUAAAUGAGGGCUCUUUCACUCCUCUAGACGAUAUUCUCAUGAAAGCAAGGGCGACUAUUCAGGAGUUUCACCAAGCUUAG
Molecule: messenger RNA, 1056 nt
Organism: Corylus avellana
Lineage: Eukaryota; Viridiplantae; Streptophyta; Magnoliopsida; Fagales; Betulaceae
Source: RefSeq, a predicted model, not a curated record